This is a messenger RNA of Pantherophis guttatus, 3136 nucleotides long. RefSeq names its product NHL repeat containing 4 (gene NHLRC4). The record is from RefSeq and is a predicted model, not a curated record. Gene Ontology annotation, molecular function: ubiquitin protein ligase activity; protein binding. Gene Ontology annotation, biological process: protein polyubiquitination; proteasome-mediated ubiquitin-dependent protein catabolic process. Lineage: Eukaryota; Metazoa; Chordata; Lepidosauria; Squamata; Colubridae.
CAAGUAUUGGUUUGCAAAGGAAAUUCCUGUCACUAACAACAAAGUCCUAGGUGACUAAUUUCAGCAAUGUAUCACAAGAAACAGAUCCUUCUAACCUGCUGUUGUGUUCAGGAUGGAUUAUACCUUGGAAGACACGCAACGCAAGGAGAAGCUUUUAAAGACGGUUUAUACCCUGCAGGUCAAAUCAGACUCCACUUUUCAGAAGGCUAGCCCUCUCCUGACCAACCAUCCAGGCAUGGGCAUGGUGACUGACCACCAAGUUCACCAACUGAUGGAGAAAGCCAGGGUCAUCUGCCAUGACCUCGACAAUAUCAAAAACCACCUUUACUAUCGGCAAGAUGAUCUCGUCCGGAGGAUCUCAAAUCCCAACCGGAACCACUACGGAGCAGUGGGUGGAAUUCACUGCUCCCCAGAUGGGGUGGUGUACAUCACUACGGAGAACGCGCCCAGAGUGGACAUUCUUAAUCGCUCUGGCCAGGUGUUUCGGUCCAUCCCCUGCGUGGAAUGGAAGAAGGAGGUUUUUUUACCCGAGGACGUGGCCAUCACCAGAACUGGGAUGGUGGCUGUCACAGACAUGCUGAACGGAACCGUCCAUGUCUUCAACGACCGCUCCAAAUUCUCCAAGGGGGAAUGGCUCAGAAUUGGGAAGUUCCGCUCCCCCAGAGGGAUUGCCGUCGAAGCAUCAGGAAGGAUACUGGUGGCUGACUACACCGAAGGAAAAGUCCACAUCUUUGCCCUGGACCACGCUUUCAAGAUGCAGAAUGCUCAUUCCGUCUCCAACUUAAGCGGCCCACGCUACGUCUGCAACAUCCCCGAUGGGGGGUUUGCGGUGAGCGAAGAAUGUGGGGACGUCAAACUCUUCGACAGCAGCCACAAGCUGGUCUCUUCCGUCAGCAGCAAAUACGGCCACCGUUUUGGCAACCCUACUGGCAUCUGCGCCGAUAAGGAAGACAAUAUUAUAGUGGCGGACGAACAGCGACAGAAAGUGCACCUGUUUCCUAGGAACGGAUCUCCAAUCUGUCUAGUUUCUAAAGGUCUCCUGAGACCAACCGGCGUCGCCUGUGCCACUGACGGCUCCCUUUUUGUCACCGACAGUGGGGACAACGAUGUCAAAGUCUUCAAAUAUCGCGUGAGGCCCCAUUACCAUCCCGACGUUAUACCUGGUGACAAUCCAAGUUAUUCACCUCGAGGGAAAGCAGGGUAGGAUCCUCUACCGUCUUCUAGGGGUAGUCCUCGACUUACGACCGCAACCAAGCCCGAAAUAUCUGUUGUUAAGCAAGAGAGCUGUUAAGUGAGCUUUAUACCCUAUUUUGCGACCUUUCUUGCCGCCGUUGUUAAGUGAAUCACUGCAGCCGUUCAGUUAGCCACACGGUUGUUGAAGUGAAUCUGGCUCCCCCAACUGACUUUGCUUGUCCGAAGGUCGCAAAAGGGGAUUACGUGACCCUGGGACACUGCAACCGUCAUAAAUAUGAAGCAGUUGACAUGCACCCGAAUUUUGAUCUCGUGACCCUGGGGAUGUGGCAAACGGCAUAAGUGUGAAAAAUGGCCACGUGUCACUUUUUGUCAGUGCCGUCGUAACUUUGAACCAACAAACAGUUAUAAGUUCGAGAAGUACUUGUAUUACUUUUACAAAUGCAUCCAUUUCUUUGCCACUUUAUCUCAUCAAAUCUGCAUUCACUUGUUCAAUCAACAGUAGGUCAACCUAUUCUGGGGAGGAGCUAUAAUUUUUCAGUGAUUCAUGGAGAAGACCUACCCCAAAGAAAAAAAAAGAACCUCAACAAAUGACACCCGAAAGGAGAGAACCUAAAACUGGUGCUAAAUGGACAGCUUGUCCAAUAAUUAACUUUUUCUUCCUUAAUGGCCUUUUUUUGUAGGGAGAAAAAUGUCAGUUGGGACCGUGGGAGAAGGAGGUUGGAUGACAAGCGGACUUUUUUUACUUCCUAUUUUUUUAACAUGGCACCGAUGAAAGUAUUUUGAUCUGGAAAGAGAGACGAUGCCCAAUUUUUAGCUUUUAGGGUGGUUUUGGUCAGGAGGAGCUUACUGGGAAUGGAAGAUGAUGGUGAUUGGUGAUAUGGCUCUAAGGUGGUGAUUAGGAAGCAUGGAAUGGAAGAGAAAGGAGACUGAUUUUAAAGGUAGAGACAAGAGAAGGUUAAAGAGUGAAUCUAAUUGAGGACUGUGUCCCUACCAGGGCAUCUGCAGAGAAUGUGGACAAAACAAGCAAGGUUUAUGGCAGCGGUGUCCAACCUUAAGACCUUAAGACCUGUGGAUUUCAACUCCCAGAAGUCCCCAGCCAGCAUGUUGGCACUUGGUCUCUGGGAGUACUCUGAAUGGUAGUAUAUAGAGGAUUUUUAGAAAGAGAGAGUGAUGGGCAAAGGGAGGUAUAGAAUAGAAUAACAGAGUUGGAAGGGACCUUGGGGGUCUUCUAGUCCAACCCCCUGCUUAGGCAGGAAACCUUACAACACUUCAGACAAAUGGUUAUCCAACCUCUUCUUAAAAACUUCCAGUGUUUGGAGCAUUCACAACUUCUGCAGGCAAGUUGUUCCGCUGAUCAAUUGUUCUAAUUGUCAGGAAAUUUCCCCUUAGUUCUAAAUUGCUUCUCUCUUUGAUGAGUUUCCACCCAUUGCUUCUUGUCCUGCCUUCAGGUGCUUUGGAGAAUAGUUUGACUCCCUCUUCUUUGGGGCAGCCCCUGAGAUAUUGGAACACUGCUAUCAUGUCUCCCCUACUCUUUCUUUUCAUUAAACUAGACAUGUAAACUAGUAUGAUGGGAGGAACUGGCAGAUUAUAGAACAGGCAGUUGAAAAUUUAAGGCAUCCCUUCUUCUGACCAGAAGAGAAUCCCAAUCUCCAGGUAUUAUUUGAAACCUGGCUGGGCAAGGAUGAUGAGUUCCCCUCUUUGAAAUGAGCCUUUCAGCCAUCACCCCCCAGAUCAGGAUAGCAAUCCUAGGACAAUGUUUCUCAGCCUUGACAGUUUUCAGAUGAGUGGACUUCAACCCCCAGAAUUCCUCAGCCAGCCAUGAAUCUGAUUUGCAUCAUACCUGUAUUUUGUUGUUUAAAACAAAUAUUGUAGAGUUGUAUUUGUAAGCCACUUGUUUGACUAAGCCAGCAUCGAAGCAUAAAUAAAUAUAGUAAGCCUGAAA